Molecule: messenger RNA, 504 nt
Organism: Helianthus annuus (common sunflower)
Lineage: Eukaryota; Viridiplantae; Streptophyta; Magnoliopsida; Asterales; Asteraceae
Product: pathogenesis-related protein PR-1 type
Exons: 1
Coding region: 1-504 (167 amino acids)
Cellular component (GO): extracellular region
Source: RefSeq, a predicted model, not a curated record
AUGGGAGUCCAACAUUACUGGCCACUUGUUUGUAUUGUAUUCAUAUCUAUUUUACAUUUCAUUUAUGCCCAUAAUGCACCAGAAGACUAUGUGAAGGCCCAUAAUGUGGCCCGAAAAGAGAUCGGUCUCCCGCCUAUGACAUGGAAUACUACUGUCGCCCAAUUUGCGGAACACUAUGCCAAUCAAAGGAAGCACGAUUGUGCCCUUAUACAUUCACAUAGCGAUAAAUAUGGUGAAAAUAUUGCUAUAGGUUGGGUCGAUUUCUCGGGUAAUGGCGAGUUCUCGGGUUUGGAUGCAGUAAAGCUGUGGGUCGAUGAGAAGCCUUAUUACAAUUAUGAGACAAACGCAUGCACACCUUCAAAGAUGUGUGGGCAUUAUACUCAAGUGGUUUGGAAAAAGUCGAUCCGCAUUGGGUGUGCGAGGGUUAAGUGCGCUAGUAAUGCGUUUUUUGUGACUUGCAAUUAUGAUCCCCCGGGAAACUAUAUUGGCGAGAAACCGUAUUAG